This is a messenger RNA of Linepithema humile (Argentine ant), 1959 nucleotides long. Its product is annotated as esterase E4-like. NCBI's taxonomy places the organism in Eukaryota, Metazoa, Arthropoda, Insecta, Hymenoptera, Formicidae. The record is from RefSeq and is a predicted model, not a curated record.
GUUUCAUCAAGAGCUUAGCUUGGUCGUCAAUCCUUUCUGUUUCCCAGGAAGCCGGGUAUUUUGCUCAGGAUAGUUCCUUCUUCUUCCAGCAGUAAAGAAAACACCGGCAAUUUGCUCGGCAGGGUUUCCUGCUUCGACAGAUCAUCUGCUACUUCAUUGCCGUGUAUAUCUUGGCGAUCAGGAUUGUUCAAUAAUCUGAGAUUAUAAAGUGCAAGAAUUUAUAAAAUGUGGCGGUAUUCUAAUAAAACAUUGAUCGGACUGAGCUGCUUGAUCUACUUCUUUGCGCUUAACGCGCAUACUAUGGGGAUCUAUAGGGCACCUACAGUAAAAAUAUCAAAUGGCUCAUUGGAGGGUAAAAUAAUGAUGAGUAAAUCGAAUAAUGAGAUACAUGCAUACCAAGGAAUUCCCUACGCCGCUCCGCCAGUUGGAGAUCUUAGAUUCAAGCCACCAGAACCACCAUCCGCUUGGAAUGGAACACGAUCAGCCGUGCGUGUUUCGCGGAUAUGCCUACAAAUAGAUUUAUUCUAUGAAAUAAAAUAUGAUGAAGACGAAGAUUGUCUUUACUUAAAUGUCUACACACCGAGUAUUAAAAUACAUCCUGAAUAUCCAGUUAUGGUUUUUUUUCACGGUGGUGGAUGGUUGAGUGGUGAAGGUAAUUCUCGUCAACCUCACUAUCUGCUGGACCACAAUGUUGUUCUCGUCACUGUGAAUUAUCGACUUGGACCGUUGGGUUUCUUGAGCACGGAGGACUUGGAAUGUCCAGGAAAUCUAGGACUGAAGGAUCAACAGCAAGCUUUGCGAUGGGUGCAGGAGAACAUUGCUUAUUUCAAUGGUGAUCCGACGAGUGUAACUAUCUUCGGUCAAAGUGCAGGCAGUGCUAGUGUUCACUAUCAUAUGGUCAGUCCUCUUUCAAAAGGCCUUUUUCAUCGCGCCAUUACGCAAAGCGGCACCUUUUAUAACCCAUGGGCUUUAAUGCCACCGGGAUCUGCUAAUAGCAAUACCAAAAUAUUAGGUUGUUAUUUAAACUGUACAACCGAGAACUCCACGGAACUUAUUGCAUGUUUGCGAACAAAGAGCGCAAGGAAUAUUACUGCUACCUUUAGUGGUUUUAAGAUUCUGGAUAUCUGCCCGCACCUGAUACCUUUCGUUCCGGUAAUCGAACCUGAACACUUAGGUGCAUUUUUGACUGAAGAUCCUACAAUUUCCGUGCAAAAAGGUCACAUUGCCGAUGUACCUUGGAUAACGGGAAUCAAUUCGGAGGAAGGAUCCUUGUUUACAUCAUCUAUUUACAAUUGGAAUUUCACAGAAAUACUUAAUAAUGAAUUCAUGAAAUUAGCACCUGUAACCUUAUUUCAUCAGAUAAGAUAUCAGUUUCCAAACCAAAAUUUUGUUAAUGAGAUAACCAAUGAUAUCCAUAAACAAUACUUCAAUCAAAGUAACAUCGACGAAUCCAAAGAAGCCACGUUCAAUAUGAUCAACAUGUACAGUGAUGCAUGGUUUAAUUAUGGCACGUAUAGGGCUGUGCGAGACUUUGUAGCUAACAAAACUUCUCCAGUCUAUUUUUAUUAUUUUACAUACAAAGGAAACUCUUUAAGAUUUGGUAAUUCCACUAAAGAUUAUGGAGUAACGCAUGGGGCUGAAAUGGAGUAUUUAUUUCCCCCUAAAAAUAGGAAUAGAAAUGUUGUCCCUUACCAGAAUAAAUCCAAAGAUGAUAAGGAUAUGAUUGAUCUCAUGACCACACUUUGGUAUAAUUUUGCAUUAUCUGGAAAUCCAACGCCGAAUAAUACGCAAUUGCAGUGGAAUUCCACAAAAUCAAAUUCAUUGGAAGAUAUGUUUGUUAUAGACGGAAAGAAUAGUUCCAUGAAAAGUGGACUUCUAACGAAAAGAAUGUCAUUUUGGGACUGUCUAGAAAAUCGAAUGGAGUCUGCUAGUAACGAAACCCACUUUUGUUACAAUUAA